GGGAAAAUAAACAGAAGAAGCAGCAUCUGUGUGAGUACGAAUUAUAAGAGACAGAGAAAACGAGAAACAGCAAUAGCAAAGUAGCAAAACAGCAGUAGUUCAUAAAAUUUUCUUGAAUUAGACACACGACCAAAAGAGGAAAAAGAAACACACAGAAAUAAUACGGGAGUUUUAUAAUUUCGAAAGCAUUUUUUCAAUACAAAAAUUCUUUAUAAUUUUUUUAGUUCUUUUGAGUUUUUUAUUGUACAAUAACCUAAAAACAACAAGUUUAAUUAUAAAAAAAGUAAGAAAAAGUUAUUACUAAGGUUAAAAGCCAAAAGAAAAGCGAAAUAAAAAAUAGAACAAAAAAGUUGACGCCAUUUUGGUGUAUGUGUUGGAGACCUUAUAAAGUGAAAAAAAAUAGAAACCAAGAAAAAAGUGCGUACGUUUGUGUGUGUGAAUUGUGAAAAAAUAGCUAAAUAAAUCUAUUUAUAUUUUCAGAAAGAUUUUUAUAAAUAAAUUACUGCUUAUUAAAAGCUAAAAUUUUAAAUACCAAUUCCAAAGCUUAAGGUGUUCAAAAGUGCAUUAAAAAGAGCAAUAAAAGCAAAAGUUAAAGAGCAACGUAUUAAUUAACUGCGUACUAAUAAUAAACAAUUAAAACAGCAGCUAUAAAAAAGAGAAAUAUUUUUAAAACCCAAUUAAAUACAACAUACACAAAAAAACUUUUAUCAAAUAAUUAACAUAUUGAUUGAUGGCAUUCCCUUACAAUAUAAAAAAAAAGUUGAAAAAAAAAUAAUAAAAAUAUUUUAGUAAAAGACUUAUUUCCAAACUAACGCUAAACUUUUUUGAUAAACAAACCAACAAAUAAAAAACCAAAAGCAUUUUUUUGUAAAAUACAAAAAUUAACCAAAUAAGCAAUUAAUCAAUUAAGUUUUACAUAUUCAAUAAUAAGUUUAAAAUAAUUUAAAAAUAAAAUUAAAAACAAAACACAUUUUUUAUAACUCAAUUAAAUAAAUUUAAAACUACAAACAUUAUUUUACAAACUGUUCACGACGUCCAUCACCAUCGAAAAUGGCGCCCACAACGACUAUCGAGACCAUAACAAUCACCCGACCUUUGAAGGUCAUUGCAUUUAUUUGUGGUGUUAUAGUUGUUGUACUCAUGAUUAUGGCAUUGGCUUCCACCGAUUGGCUAAUGGCUGAAGGUUGGCGUCAAGGCCUCUUUGUACACUGCAUCGAAGAAGAUGUAUUGCCACCACUUCCAUUCAAUUUACAUGAUCCUCCAGGCUGUUAUCCCAGUCGUGAUGUCUUUUAUAUUAGAGCAACUGCUGUUCUGUGUGUCAUAACAUUAAUUACCGAUGUUGUAGCAACAAUACUAACAGGACUUGGUUUAAAAACACAAAAUCACAAUUUAAAAUAUAAAUUUUAUAGAAUCGCGGUAUUAGUAAUGUUAUUAUCAUUAUUAGCUGUUUUAUCGGCCUUAAUUAUUUAUCCUGUAUGUUUUGCCGGUGAAUUAAAUCUGGCAAAUCGACCAAUAUGGGAAUUUGGCUGGGCCUAUGGCGUAGGCUGGGGAGCAGCCAUUUUCCUGUUUGGAGCUGUUGUUCUAUUAUUAUGCGAUAAAGAAUCGGAAGAAAUUUAUUAUAAGGAAAGAAAAAUUGUACAUGAAAACCAAAUGCGCGCCUAGGCCAGGCCGCACGACCUGCCUGACGUCGUUCUUUAGACAUAUAAGUAUACUUUUUGAAUUGAAAACGAAACAAUUUUAUUUAUUAUAUAUUAUUAUCAGUUAUUUACUCUUACUUUUUGUACUCCCCUCCUCCUCCUGCUCCUUCAACUCCUUUCCCAUAACGACCCCUGUUUCCUUACACAUUUCCUCCAUAUUUCAUACACAAUCUCUCCAUGGAAAUUUAUUUGUUUGAGAAAGACUUAAGAUAAAGAAAAAGCAAACACAACUCCCACUUUUAACUCAACUCUCAACGUACAUCAUAGGCGCAUUAUAAAAUGAUUAAAAGAAUAACGAAGUGAAAAAAACCCAUAAAAACAUAUUUAACAUCAUAGACAUUUAGAAUUGCAUAUAUUACUAUAUACUAAAGAAAAAUUAUAAAAAAACAAACAAACAAAAUCAUAAGAAUCGUAUACAAAACAUAUAUAAAAAUCGUAUAUAUACAUAUUGAUAUGUAUAGAUUAUAUAGAGCACAUAUUUAUUUAGCAUAUAUUUUAAAAUUCCCUUUUUUGGUUUAGUGAUAAUUUUCUUGAGAAAUUUUGUUUAACAAUUUAGUUGGUUGAUCAAACCCCCGCUAUAAAAUGUUUGAUUUUGAUUUGAGUUUUUAGAUGCGAUACAUUUAUAAGUAUAAUCCUCGUUACAUAUUUAUACAAAUAUAAAAUACAUAUAACAUUCUUUUUUUAUUUUAAAUACUACAUACAUACGUAUAGAAAGAAAUCUUGUCAUAAUAAUUGCUUGAUAGUUCCUUUUUCUAGGUUAUCACUUGUGUUUUUUUUUUUAUUAAUUUUUAGAAAAUUUCCUUUAAUUUUUCCAAAAAUUACAAACUAAAUUUUACUAUAAAUGUUUGGAUAUAUUCCAUGUAGUUUAUGUGUGUAAUUGUGUAAAACCAAAAAUUUAUUAGACCAAGCAGAAAAUUAAAAAAUAACUAAAUAAAAACCACGAAUCUCCAAAAUAUUAAAAAGAAAAUACAUAAUUCAAAAUUAUUAUAUAACAACAAAAACAUUUUGACAAAAAAAAGCAAAGAAGAAAAUAUGUAAAAUUAAAUAAAGGUAAAACCCGGUCCGGUUUAAUUAUUGCUUACCAUUUUAACCUUUUAAUUUUGUAUUAUUUUUGGUAUUUGUAACAAAAUUAUUAAACGUAAUAUAUUUAUGAAUAUAUUAGUGAAACAUUAAAUGCAAAUCUUUAAAUAUCACAAAAUUUAAACCUUUACUAAUAUGGCACAACAUGAAGUAUUUAAAAUUUCAAAUUAAAUGAACAACAGCAACUACAACAAAAUGAUCACCCACCCUUCCCUUUUUUAAAUUAAAAAUAUUAAAAAAUUUUAGUUUUAUGCGCAUACAUUUUCUUUAAGCAAAGAGUUUUUUAGAGCUAAAUUUUCUUAAAUUUGAAUUAAAGUUGAAUCAAAUAAUGCUAAUCUAUACAUUUAUGGCAUUAUUGUCACAUCAAAAACAAAUCUUAUUCGACCUAUGUGUAAGCGUAUUAAGGAAUCUCCAAAUUAAACUCUAACAUUUUGUUAGUUUUUUAUUUACUCUAAACCAGAUUAUUUCUGAAAUCCAUUAACAGUCAGGUUAUUUGGAAACGAUCACAGUUUGUUAAUAUCAAGUAGGGUUCUAAUAAGACUUACAAUGGGCCAAAAGUAGAGAGAAAAACAAAUCGUCUUGAUUGUCCUUAAUAUAUAAUAAAAACAAGGACUAAGAUGUAAAAGUGACUGUAAAAGCGGUAUCCUUAAAUGUAUGAUACAAAUAUUAACAACUCUCCUAUAAAAAGUGUAAUAGAUGAGGCUGGGGUGGUUCACAUUGCUCUAGAACGACCAGAGCAAUGAACUCUCCGCAUUAGUGGAACUGUUACAACUAAUUACAACAACAAAAUGAUUCGAAAUUAGAUUUGAAAAUAUGUUUCGGUAUGAGAUUUCACUUUGAAUAUGUCCGUUGAUAUACAUAUAAGCCAAAAUAUAAUGGAGAUGGCCGGUCAAGUUGCUCAGAUAUUUUCGAAUCAAUAGUAACAGAAUGUCCAAUUUGCACUGUUCUCUUGGGUCCAUUUGGUUGGUCGCUUUGUGUAACCUUUAAAGUUUAGCUCUUUAAUUUGCGUAUUCUGCCGCCCAAUGUUUACGCUAAACUUGCAUUCCUAAACAAGAGUAUCAACAUUUUGUCAACAAUGACAAACAUUUUUGUUUCGGUGUCGUAGGGUUGUAUCCUUGUAUGUCGUAAUUUUUUUUUAUUAAUGUUUUGUUUUUGUUUCGAAAAAUUUUGUUUGAAAAAUAUUUAUGACAUAUAACGAUACACGCUACGACACCGAUUGUGAAUUGGGUAAAUUGUUUUCAAUUUUAGUAUGUACAAAGUAAAGAAAACAAUAAAAAACAAAAACUUAAUAACGCAUUUUAUUCUUGUUGAAUUUUCCAACAGCUCAGCGUAGCCGCAGCGUUAUUUCAGUAUGUUUCAUACAAGUUAUAUGGCAAUGACCAUCUUUGACAAAUAAACAAUGCUCUUAUUUAGGUAUGUCUGUAACAGCUGACAAUUUAUGAUCAGCUAGAUUUUUCGAAUAUUCGAAUUUCUGCUAUAAAAUGUCAGUUUUAAACGUACUUUUUUCUACUAUUUGAAAACCGGCUAUUAAACGAAUUGUCAGAAUAUCUGGCGGUUACAUGAUUAACAAAACCGAGAAUUUUUUCGGUUUUUGCUUAUUUUCACAUUCUUUUCGGCAAUCUAAUUCCAUAUUAAAUGCUUAACUCUUAUUUAUUUUCUAUAGGAAUGGCGAAUAUUAUGAAAAUAAAGUUUCAAAGUAUUUGAAUUUUUUAUCGUAACAAUAUACAGACAGUUUUUUGUAACGAUAAACUAUAAUCAGAAAUUAAAAAAUGGAGCUUAAUACUUUUUUCAAAUAAAAACAAUUUAAAACUCUUUGCAAGCCUCAUUUUUAGCUUUGUAAUUUCAAAGUAAUAUUACGCAUUUUUCACGGUCUCCUCCUUUUUUCAGUACUUAUUAAAUCUUGCACAUUUUCAUUGUAUUCGUUUUAUUUCAAAUAAUUAAAACUAAAACUAUCAAAUGAUAUUAAUAUUUAUACAUAUAUUUUUAUAGCUAAAAACUAAAACACUUUAUUUACACUAAACAUUUUGAUACUUUUGCUUAAAAUUUAGAGAAAAAAAAAUAAUAAUUUAUAUAAAAAUCAUAUUCAUAAUUAAAAAAAUUCAUAAAAUUUAAACAAUUUAAACAAAAUUUGGUUUGUUAAUACGAAUAAGCUUUAUAUUGUUAUACCCUCCCUUCAAAUAUAAAACUUUUUGAUGAAACUCUGAAAUAGUUUAAGAAAAAUACUCAUAAAUUCUUUAGAAAAUUUAGAAAAAUACUCAUAACUUCGUUGCAUUAAAAAUGUAACUAUUUUCAAUAACAAAAUCAAAAAAAUAUUUCAAUAAUAAUGUAUGUAUCCACAUUUUAACUGAAAUGUAUCAAUUAUUGGCCAAAAGAUUUCAAUUAAACAAUAAUUAUGUAUUUUAGACGAUCUUAUAUGGUUUAAAUCAUAAUUAAAUACAACUGAGUAAUUGAAAAUGUGAUACAUUUUCCAACCCUGAAAGCAACGGGAACACAAACCGUUACAAUUAAAGAUCAGUGAUGCCAAUAAUAAUAAAAAGAAAACACUAUUAAAAGAAGAACUACAUUUAUCGCAGAUUUUCUUUAAUUCCUGGCAUUAUUAUAUGUAACUAUUAAAAAUAUUUCAUACAAAAUUACUAAAAAUGAAGGCCCUAAUUUUGUAAAUCACGUCACCAAAGUCAUAUUUAUGUGGAAAGCAAAAACAAAAUUUCAAAAAUUUGUUUUUGUUUUAUAUACAAAAUUUUUAAAUUAUGAAAGGCAAAUCAACGCUUGAAUUUUGGUGACGUGAUUUACAAAAUUAGGGCUUAAUAGUAUUCUUGUUGAAAAUUUUAUAGGUUUACAUCAACAAAUUUAAAAUUCUAUUUUCAAUAUUAUGAAUAUGAUUUUUAUUUGUUCUUUCUAAAAUUAAUUUUAGUAUUAAAUGCGUUUCGUUUUUAUUCAAAUGGUAGUUAAAACUUGUUCGAAUUGUUUUUAAAUCCUUAAUAUUUAUUUAUUAUUUACUUACUUUAUUAUAAAUUAUAAAUAACCUUCCUUUUAAAAUCUAGCUAUUUUUUAAACUUAUUUUUUUUAAAAAAAGAAAAAUAACUCAAACGACAAAUUAAAAUAACUGAAUUUCUAACACUUGUUUUUUUAAAUUUAAACAUAUUUUAAGUUAGUUAUUUUUUUCCAUCUAUUUAUAAUUUAUUAAAAACUCCUAAUACAAAAUGCAACUAUUUAUAAUUUCCCAUUUUUUCAAUUGGGCAGCUAUAAUAAUUCAGCAAAUCUUUUAAGCUGAUUUAUUUCGAAAACAAUCUAAGCGAAAAAUAGUAAACAUAUCAUCAGUCUAUUAAAAUUAUAUUUUUAUUUCUAUUAUUUUUGUAUUAUUUUUUUUAUAACAAUUUAUAUUUUUUUUUACAACUCUACCUUAAAACUGUUAACUUGUUUAAUUAAACAUAGUAUUUAUAAAACCAUUUUGCAUUAAAUAACAAUUUUAAGCGAAAAUCUUUAAAAAUAAAAAACAGCUAUUUGGUUUUACAAGGAUUUUCGAUUUUUGUUGUUAUUUGGUAAACUUAAACCUUGACACUUGAUUAUUGAUUUGUACAAUUUUAUUAUUAUUGAUUAUUAUUUUAUUAUAUUAAUUUGUUUGUUCUUAAAUAAAGUUUUUAUUUAACAAAA
Messenger RNA from Calliphora vicina (urban bluebottle blowfly), 6428 nucleotides. RefSeq names its product transmembrane protein 47. Gene Ontology annotation, biological process: cell-cell adhesion. The transcript is spliced from 7 exons. The coding region runs from base 1051 to 1662 and encodes 203 amino acids. The record is from RefSeq and is a predicted model, not a curated record. NCBI's taxonomy places the organism in Eukaryota, Metazoa, Arthropoda, Insecta, Diptera, Calliphoridae. Gene Ontology annotation, cellular component: membrane; cell-cell junction.